AAUUCCACUGCCAGUAUUGAUUCCUGGUUACCCAGCUGCUCGUUUCAAGUCUACUCGUUUUGCAUAGUAGCGUGUGCUAUUAAGAAUGUCAGCAUGUAUGCGAUUUACUCGACGUGUAUGGAAGUCCUUUGUAGAAAACCAAGGCACGCAACGACACGACCAUCGAUGCUUUCCCAACCUUAAGAUCUUGAACGCCAAACCAGGUCUAUUGGAGGCUUCAGUCAAGAUAGAGCCUUACAACUUGAAUAGAGUAGGGACUGCACACGGAGGCUACAUCCUGAGCUUGACGGACACCCUGGGGUCGCUCGCGGUUGCCACGAAAGGCCAAUAUAUGACUGGAGUUUCGGUCGAUGUCGGUACCUCUUUUGUCAAACCAGCUGGUCGUGUUGGGGAGGAGUUGACCGCCAAGGCAAUUGUAACUGGUAUUGGUAAAUCUCUGGCCUAUACCCGUGUGGAUUUCUUCAACGCGCAAGGCCAACUUGCAGCGUAUGGAUUCCACACAAAGUAUAUUGGCAAGUCUUCAGGACAUAAGCACGACGUCAAGUUCUCGGAAGAUGGCGAGACUGUCAUAGAAGGAGAGGACCUCCCAGAAGACGUCGUGCCAUAAUGCGUAUUCUAGAACCAAUGAUCUUUUGUGAUAUGCUUUAGAUUGAAGAUCCGAUUGUUGUAUCGCCCUCAAUUCGAACAUCAGCCCCAUCAAGCACACACGGUACCCGACAAACAACAAUAAGGACGUCGGAAGGAACUCUUCAAUUGUUCAUUGCCUAACAAUACAUGUAGUUUUAUACUUGUCAAUCCUGUGAUUGUGUUCAAACAACUUCCUAUCCUACAACUCUUCCGUUG
Molecule: messenger RNA, 843 nt
Organism: Somion occarium
Lineage: Eukaryota; Fungi; Basidiomycota; Agaricomycetes; Polyporales; Cerrenaceae
Source: the annotation of a GenBank genome assembly